AUGGAAGGUCGGCUGGGGUAUCCCUCCGGAGCUCUUUUCCCCAUACUGCUCUGGACUCCAGAGGAGAACGCGCAAGCCGCAUUUCGUUUCUCUCUCUCGCUCAUUGCUAAGAUCCUAGUCCGGGCUGUCACUGAGGGAUCCACUCUCGUGAUGAGAGCGAUCAACACCAAUCAGGAAGCCGCGCUCAAGAAGGCCAUCUCCAUCGCUCCCCGAGGUAGACGGGCAAUGGAGCUGCUGAACAUUUCCGUGGGCACCCAGUCCAUCUCCCCCCUUUUCUGGUCCAUCGAGAGUGGCAGCUUGAACAGUGCCCGUGCCAUGCUCGUGGACCUCCUGACGAUCCGAGCGGACCGUGACGUGUACUACUAUGGCUGUGAUGCCAUGUUCACGCGGCAUCCGGACCUGAUCUUGCGCUUGUGCAGCGAUGCGUCGACGUUGCUGUGGACCUUGUUUGAUGGCCUCGUUUGGCGGUCGAGGCUGGUGCAGAACGGCCAGCGCCGUGUCAACUACUACAUCAAGCAUUUGGUCCAAGAUGUGGAGGGCAACUUCAGCCCAGCUCUGAAAUGGCUCGCGCACCACAAGGAUCCGCGGCUUGUCAGCCACGGCGUGGUCGUGACUUUUGCAGAUCUCUUGUGGAACCGCCUGGCCUCCUUCCAGUUUUUGCUGGGGAGAGGCUACUUCCUUUUCACGCUGAUCGUCUUCAUCACUAGCCAGUCGCUGUUGAUACCGGGGGAAGAAUCCCUGGGAAAGAACAUCGCCACGUUCGUGUGCCGCUGCUUCCUGUACCUAGGGAGCAUGAGCAAGCUGGUCUUCGACCACUGCAAGACCUUCUGCGGAGCGCUGAAGGCCGGCGACUACCACUGGUACUGGAUCCUGCCGGUUCCAACAUACUUGCACAGCACCCAGCAGGUGGGCGGCCUACUCCUGGUGCUGCUGCUCAUUCUCAUGUACGUGCAGGAGCCUGUUCUUUGGUGCAUCGCUUUCGGCGACAACGGGCCGACCGCCAUCCCUUUGAGUGCAACAUGCGACGAGGCGAACGAUGUGAGAACCAGCUACUCGAUGUGCUCCUGCCUGGCCAUGAUGAUGUACUGGGCGUUGCUCAUGGACUUCACCCUUCUCUCCAUGCGCAUUUCAGCCUUUGUGCUGGUGUGCGGGAACGUCCUGGCAGAUGUCGGACUCUUUUCUUUGGCGCUGUUGUUCCUCAUACUGGCUUUCGCCACUUCGAUUAGUUCGCUGAAUCAUCGACUGGCCGAGUUCGAUGGCGUCGGCCCCUGGCUCACGGGCUUACUGCAGAUGACUCUGGGCAUGUUCCCGCCGGCCAAGUAUGGAGACUUCCGGAGUGAAAUUGCCGUUUUGGUGGCCGUGUCAGUGUUCGUGGCAGUCAUCAGCAUCUUCCUAGUGAACCUCCUGGUAGCUCAGCUGAACCAGUCCUAUCGCGAUAUCUUCGAGGACAUGCAGGGCUUCGCUCGGCUGAACCGAGCCAGCGUGACCUCGGAUAUCAUAGACCAGAUGAGCCGGAAAAAGUGGAGCAAGUUCCUGA
This is a messenger RNA of Symbiodinium necroappetens, 1537 nucleotides long. The record is from the annotation of a GenBank genome assembly. NCBI's taxonomy places the organism in Eukaryota, Dinophyceae, Suessiales, Symbiodiniaceae.